AUGAUAAGAUUAGGAUGUCAUAAAAUAUUAUCACGUUCAUUUAAAAGCCCAUGCGUAAUCCUGGCAUUAGCAUUUCUUGCAAUCCUUGCAUCAACAAACGCACAAAUUAAUUGCGCUGAAGAAUUCUUCAGAGUUUCAAGAACAAAUCUCGAUGAAACUGAUUGCCACUUGUUCUUUGUGUGUAUGAUUGGAAGCCGUGUUGAUUUCUUCUGCGACGAAGGUACCAUUUUUGAUCCAGAAAGAAUUGAAUGUCGUGCCAGUUAUCCAGACACCUGUGAAUACGCAAUUGAUAUUGUGCCUUACGAAAAACCAAAGAAAUUUGAUUUUGACUUCUUACUGAAACACUAA
Molecule: messenger RNA, 348 nt
Organism: Clunio marinus
Lineage: Eukaryota; Metazoa; Arthropoda; Insecta; Diptera; Chironomidae
Source: the annotation of a GenBank genome assembly